This is a messenger RNA of Trematomus bernacchii (emerald rockcod), 6089 nucleotides long. RefSeq names its product phosphatidylinositol 3-kinase regulatory subunit gamma-like. NCBI's taxonomy places the organism in Eukaryota, Metazoa, Chordata, Actinopteri, Perciformes, Nototheniidae. Gene Ontology annotation, biological process: phosphatidylinositol phosphate biosynthetic process; insulin receptor signaling pathway. The record is from RefSeq and is a predicted model, not a curated record. The transcript is spliced from 11 exons. Gene Ontology annotation, molecular function: 1-phosphatidylinositol-3-kinase regulator activity. Gene Ontology annotation, cellular component: phosphatidylinositol 3-kinase complex. Bases 1 to 1644 code for a protein of 547 amino acids.
AUGGCGGAAGAGGGUUUCCAGCUCAGAACUCUAAACAGCGCAGAGGACACUGAGCUCCAGCCAGCUGACUUCACAACGUUAUCACUAGCAUCCCUCCAUCUCAGGGACGAGGCUGUGGUCAUCAACCAUAUGGGGGAUAAUCCUGAGCCUCAUUCUGCACUUUCUGUGAUGAUGUCAUCAACGCUUAACCAAUCACAACAGCAGACAGACAUAUCCAUGGCUACCGGGCCUGAGCCUUCACCAGCAGUUCAAGAGUUCUUGGAGCCUGAGAUGGGCCAAAAUGACAGCGAGCCUCAGUCUCGCACCCUGACAGCGUUCCUGCAGGACCUUUCCUCCCCUGAUCAGGAUGGUGUGUUGACUGACUGGAAAACCAACGCUGUAAAGGAAGGAGAACCUCAACCCAAGAACAACAUAACCAAAGCGAUGGCCGCAUGUGACUGCUGCUCUGAUAACAGCCAUCUGUCCGAGGCAGAGUGGUACUGGGGAAAUACCUCAAGAGAGGAAGUAAAUGAGAUGAUGAGAAACACUCCUGACGGCACGUUCCUGGUCCGAGACGCUUCUAGUAAGGUUGAGGGGGAAUACACUCUCACAUUAAGGAAAGGUGGCACCAACAGACUGAUAAAGAUCUACCAUCAUGGGGGGAAGUACGGCUUUUCUGAGCCACUGUCCUUUCACUCGGUGGUGGACCUGGUCCAGUAUUACCAGAACAAGUCGCUGGCCCAGCACAACUCUAAACUAGACACACGGCUCCUCUAUCCCAUAACAAGAUAUCAGCAGCAGCAGGUUGUGAUGGAGGUUGACAUUGAUGCAGUUGGAGAACAGCUGAGGAUAUUUCAGGGUCAAUACAAAGAGAAGAGCAAAGAGUAUGACUGUCUGUUUGAGACGUUUAACCAAACCUCACAGGAGCUGCAGAGCAAGCAGACAGCCAUAGAGGCUUUCAAUGAAAUCAUACGGAUCUUUGAAGAGGAGUGUGAAACGCAAGAACGCUACAGCAAAGAAUACAUCGACAUGUUCCUCUCAGUAGACAGCAGGACAGAGUCAGACAAAAUUCAAAGCAAUUCAGAUGAGCUACAGUCAAGGGUGGAGGAGAUCCACAACAGCAAGAAGAAGUUGGAGGAGGAGCUGAGGAAUAAAGCGCUGGCUCACAUGGAGGUUGAUAAGAAAAUGAACUGUCUGAAGCCUGACCUCGUGCAGCUCAGGAAGAUCAGAGAUCAAUACCUGCUCUGGCUUACCCAACAAGGCACAAGACAAAGCCAGAUAGAUGAUUGGCUCGGUAUCAGGAAUGAAGAAGACCCAUACACUCUGGCAGAUGAUAGCGACCAGGACGAGAGGAGCUGGUACGUUGGCGGUAUGAAACGUAAGGAGGCAGAGGAGCUGCUGAGGGGCAGGAGAGACGGGACCUUCCUCAUCAGAGACAGCCAGACUCAAAAAGGGUCAUUUGCCUGCUCUGUUGUUUUGGAUGGGGAUGUGAAGCACUGUGUGAUCUACAGGACAUCCACUGGGUAUGGCUUCGCUGAGCCCUACAACCUGUACCCAUCCCUGAGAGAGUUGGUCCUCCACUAUCGACACACAUCGCUGAUCCAACACAACCAGCAGCUGAAUGUAACCCUGGCCUGGCCCGCUCUCAGCCAGCAGCCCAGCUGAGACACACCAGCAUGCCACCCUGAUGGCACUUUCCCAAAGCUUCACUGUAUUUGCACAACAAACGCACCACCAUGGACAAUGUUACAAGGCUCUCACGGAGUACCGGUUAGUGACGUCACCAUACAAGAAUUUUCAGAACUAUUUCAUGCUCACAACUGAAAAUCCUACACUGUUAAGAUGUCACAGCAAAGAAAAAAGAUUUUUGAACAUCUUUUCCGUUAUUUUGAUGUUACUUGUUUAUUUAUUGUCAGCUUUGUUAAAUACAAUGGUUGCAUAUUGACAGCAGCUCGGUGUAAUCCUAUUUAUUUUUUGAAAGCUGUUAUUCCUAAUGUAAAAAAUCCCGUUUACUUACCAUCUCGGGGAAAAAAACACAAUUGGGAUUAAGUUCUUAGCUGAAUUCAACUAUAAAUGUAAUCCUUUGAAGCAGUACUGAAAUAUUGCAUCGUCAUGAAAACACUAGAAUUGGGGAAAGCGAGUUCCCAAACUGCUGGUAUUAAUCUUAACAGUGUAGAGGUUCAUAUAACUGUAAUAUCAGGGUCACACGAUACUACAGUACAACUAGCUUUCAGAAUACUGAACUGCUUCUUAGAAGUAGAACAAACACAACAGAAAGUCACAAUGUGGCUUUCUGUCCUCCACAGUGCUCAUCUUCAAUCCAUAUUAAUUAGUGCAGUUGCAGUGUUAAGGUCCUUCUGGGAAACUGAGAUCAGGAUGGGACUCUGCACUACUAAGCACAUGAGCAUUAUGGGUAGUGUAGUGUAGAAACUGAGGAGACACACUUGCACUUUAUCCUCAAGAAAACAACCUGAAUACACAUAAGCACACAGAUGAGAGCUGUACAUUUGUGAGACACUGUGUUCACAUAUUGAAGUUGCUGGUUGGGAAGUUUUUAUUUCAGAGAAUAUACAGUACAUUUUAUUUUCUUACUGUCAUCUUAAUUCUGCACAUUUCCACAAUGUCUUCAUUACAAGUGAGACAAAAUAGGAAUUCAUAAAUUCUACCUCUGGGGUUUAUUCAUGGUUUAUUCGCCAUAAACAAUAUUCCCUAUGUGUGGAAUAUUGUUGUCAUUAUAGCAAUCAAAUUAUUGGCAGAUUUUAUAGAAAAAUGGGACAAUCACGCAAAACGUUUGCAUAAUUUGUGUUGCUUUAAGAUCUUUAUCACGUUAAAGUGUUAAUAAUAUAUGAGCGGGUAAUAACUGUGAAGGGGCAGGCAUGAGGCCCAGGCAAAUACUAAAAGCAUUUCUGUGUGGUGUGUACAUGUACAUUUUUGAAAAUCCUCCCAAUAUAACCAGAGUUACUUAGGUAUAUGGGAGAUAUGAGUCUUUAUUUUCCAGGAGCAUUGAUAAGUCUCUGGGGUCUGAUGUUGAUUGCUUAUAUAUUUUAGACUUGGGUUCUGGUUAAAAAGUGCCCUUAAGUGUUCCGGUUCCAGCCAUCAUCAUUUCCUUUGUGUUAGUCUCAGGAGAGAUGUCUUGUUAAUCAGAACACUGUUCUGAUUAACUCGACACUGAGGUUGUUGUAGCUGGAUAAAAGGCUACAAUAGCACAAAUACCCUGAAGUGUCCUAAAGGAGAUUAUUAUUACUAUUGCAGUUUAAUUUCUUUAACAGGAUCAUAAUUAAAUCAUUAUAUUUAACAAUUUGUUAUGUUAGAGUCACACUUUGUAUGUCCUGUAUAGUACAUUGUUUUACCAAGGUACUAUACAGUAUGCAUUACUAAUUAUAUUAUGGACAUUACGGCUGGGUACUGUUUUGAUACCAAUUGUGGUACCACCAGCUAUGAAACAUGUUUUGUUACCUUUAUUUGAUUGGUUAGCCACAUUCUAUGUUGCUUUGUCUCCAUCUUUGGUGCUAAGCAAUCAUUUCUCUUGUUUUUCGUUAAAUGCACCUCCACAAUAUCACCUGUCAGUCAUACACUAUUGGUAAAACUGUGAGGCUUUGGAAUGGAAAAGCUUCCAUGUUAGUCGUUGUGGUCCGUUGCGUUGGUGACCUAAUGAAUCUGCGUUAUAUUGUUGCACAUAAGUGAAAUGUCAUUGCACAGAUUGUGGACAGAGCGGGCCACAACCACUAGAUGGUGGUACAGGCAGGACAUUAAACCUGUGUGUAGCUACUUUAAAACAAAGAAGCACAAUUUAAAAUGUGGUCUGCUGUUUAUGCUGUUUUGUAAUACUUAGUGCUUAUGAACAAAAGUACUACAUUCUUGUGUAGAAAUUAAGACUAUGUAACAGUGGUGUAGUCUAAAAGAAAAUACUAUGACGUUAAUGGGUAUAUGACUUGUAUUACAGUAAACAUGGAGAAAUGCACCUAGAUGACUAUUAUUAGGAAAGGCAUGUAGGUUGCACGUCUGGCAUGUGAAACCUAAAUGUAAUAAUCUGUCACUUUCCAUUUGUGAUAUCUGUUUUUAUUUGUUUUCUUUUUGCACACUGAAUAGAUCAAUUGUCAAAUUAAGUCCAUACCUUGAAAUAUGUACUUGUUUUAUGACUGUGAAUUCUAAGAAAAAAAACUAUAGCUAUCCUGGGAAAAUUGUGUAGCAGGAAUACAGACAAAAGGUACACAUCAAAGACUACACCACUGCUCUGCGUGGUUUAUUUUUAAAGCAUAGUUUUUGCACACAAGUAUCUCAUGUGAGGUAGAGAUACUAUGACCUGUCUUUAUGUACACCCACCCUGUUACAGAAGCAGGUGGUGGUGCUAAAUAUGGACACGUUGCUGUUGAGAUUGAUAUGUCGUGGCACUGAUAAAAGCACUAAUACGAGUUAUCAAAAGAGGUUAUUUUUAAUGAGGCGAUACUAAAGCAGUAUUUAGUUCUGUAAAAUCAUAAUUGUAUGUGCACAAUAUGGACUUUUUCUGUUGUCACUCGCUGUUUCUUUUUGUGACUUAACUGUUUUAUCAUUGUGCAAACAAAAAAAAAGAAAUAGAGGGAUAACUAAAAAACAUUUCAAAAUGAUUAAUGUUUCGUAGAAGAAUUUGCCUUUGUGUUUGUGAUUAUGUUCAGCUGCAAUCACGUUAGGUAGUGCUGUCCAAAAUGUUCAUAACCCACUAUUACCUAAUGCUUUAACAACCAUUUCCAUUAUACCGUUGCUUUUGUAUAUUGAUAGAAUUAUAUACAGCAUGAAAACAAUUAUGUUGUGCUGAAAGAAAAAAAAAAAACCUUAAAGGCAGAUUCAAGUUUUACUUUUAAAGAUAAUUAUCUUAAUAGGUACCAAGGGACUAGCUAUCUUGGUAAGCUAUUAAGAUAGCCUGCUGACCUUUCAACGAUGCAAAUGUUCAUGAAUAAAUGAAAAGAAAGAAAAAAGUGAUUGCCAUUUAGGUUUAGACUAAUGUCUUCUUUGUUUUACCGUUAACUGGCACAUGCUGCAUAAACAACCACUCAGUAGGGGGGUUUCAAAUCAAUGAGAUAUAUUUUUCCUUAGCAAAUGUUGCGCUAGUUACAACGGAUUUGUGGCAUGGAAGACUAAAAGAGCCUUACUGAUGUAGUUCAAACAAGGCAGCCUUAGGGUUAUGUAAAGUGUUGUGGUGUAAUGAAAUGGUGAUUGUUUAAGUGGUAAUAAUGCUAGGUGGACUUAAUUCCUAGAAGAGGAAUGUAUUUAGCACACAGUUCCUCUUCCCAAGGAAUAGAGUUGAUAUAAGUCACGUUCCACAGUACGCCUACAUAAGCCAAUGAUCAGCAACAAAGCAGGAAGCAGUUACCACUUAGAUGGGGAAGGCAAGGGUGUAGGUACAGUAUAAGAGACAUUGUGGAUUUGGUAAGUGUUUUAGUAUUACAUUGGAGACGGAUUAAGUUUAGUAAGGAUAGAAGUGGUAUGUUAAUUCAGGGUUUGGUGAGGUUAAGGGUUUGGUUAAGAGGAGGGAUGUUAUUACUGGUAUUUGCAUACAAACUGCUCAGCUUCAUCAACUCUCUUCCAUGCCAUAAAGAUAACGGAAUCUAGCGGUAACAUUUUUCAAAAAUAAACCCUGUCAUUGUCGGAGAAAGGCUUGUUUUCCAUCUGACCCUGAGUUACAGUUUUUUGUUAAAUGUUUAAGAUUCAGGGGACUUGAUGUAUUUAAACAGGUUUGUGAUUAUGUUAUUAUUAUGAUCAUAUACCUCUACUUGUCUCUGCAUCACAAUCAACAUAGUACUUGAUGUUUCUUUAACGCAGACUUUAAUUUUCCAUUGUGGCCGUACAGUAUGGACUUGUCUUUCUGCUUUAAUCUUAAGCACUUAGUUGCCCUCUGUUGAUAUUGAUGUGUGGAAAUACUGCUAUUGUAAAUGUGUAUUUACUGUUCUGAAUAUGCAAUAACAUUUAGCUUCUUUGAAAUAGCUUGUGUUUCAUUUAGGAGUCAUAUCUGAGGAUAAUUGAUGGUUUCAAUUCAAAUAUUUUUUGUUGGUUUAAAACCAUAACUUUACCCAAUUCAGAACAUCAUGUUAAUGUAUGCACCUUCAGAUUCCCAAAUAAAUAUGAGAUGAUGAUUU